This is a messenger RNA of Sphaeroforma arctica JP610, 6019 nucleotides long. RefSeq lists its product as hypothetical. The record is from RefSeq and is a predicted model, not a curated record. The coding region runs from base 310 to 5751 and encodes 1813 amino acids. Lineage: Eukaryota; Ichthyosporea; Ichthyophonida. The transcript has 2 exons.
AGAGCGCAGAUGUCACAAAGAUAAGGGUGUAGAUACUGUAUGUGACCUCAGUAUACGACACGCUGCACGUACUGGAGUACACUAUCCUGUGCAUAAACCGCUUCCAUCGUGCAUUACUGAUACGAAGCAAGUACAAAACAGUACUUCACCAAUAGGCAUCAGACAAACCGCCUUCACAUCCGCACUCGGAUCACAAGCGCACGUGUAUUGUAUAUAUUGUGGGCAAGCUGUGUGAGAAGAACGUGUCAAGUCGUAGGUACAUAUUGGUUAGUAUAUUGAUAGGCAUACAUAUAUUGGCAGGAAGUGACUAUGGAGGGUGAUAAGAAAUCCAAGAUGACUAAGACCGGUACAGGUGUGAGACGGUUCAAGCUCACUGCCGUAGCCGAUAUUGUUGAGAACAUGGGAACACCCAAAAGUGCACUCAAAGAUGCCAGUACAGAUGCACCCAAAAGUGCAGUCAAAGAUGCCAGUACAAAUGUACCUCUACAUAUCAAUACAGAUACGAGCACGGCUACACACGGGGACCCCUCAAGCAGGAGCCCGUCACCCGGCAAUACGGACCAAGCACAUGAUAAAACAAUAGUCCCUACACUUACGAGUGCAGCGGGAGGGGUGCAUACCACAGUAGGAGAAAGCAGCACAGAGAAAGAUUCUGGUGGGGAUGUCAACGGUGAGACUGAUGCGAGUACGAGCGGUAAGGAUCUUGAUGCUGAUAAGACCAGCAAAGACACUGAUAUAAGCAGUACUGAAGGGCACUCUCAGACCGACAUGCGCUGUCUCCAAGAGACAAAUAAGGAUACAAGGAAGGGUCCACAAGGGAAUAAAAAGAGUGUGGAGGGUGUAGGGCGUGAGCGCAAUGGUGUAGUCGCGAAGAAGUCGGUCCAGUUGGGGUCUAGGCAGUCACUGCCACAGGAAGGGCCUCAACGGCCCGGCUCGCCUCUGGCUGUGGUGAGGAAGCCGAUGAGUGGGGUGGCUAGUGUAAGUGUGCAGAAGGUGAACUCCAGUAACAAUACCAGCGGCAGUGAUAGUAACCACACACAACACGGUGCGAAAGAGACCGCACCAUUUGGGGAUGUAACAUCCGUGCGUGUGCUGCCAGAUACUGUUAUCAAGGAUGACAAUGCUCAGACAGGCGGUGCGAAGCAGGGUGGAUCGAAAAGCCCGGAUGUUUCUGCGAGUGCGAUUGCUAGUAGUACAACCGCACAUAUACCCCAACAAGAACAAGCACAAGCGCAAGCAUCGACUGCACGCAAGAAAACACCGCCGCAGGCCAUUCCGGAGCGAAGCUCAGCCGGGGUUAAGGGAGGUGGGCGUGGUAUACCCACCCCUGGGUCCCUACCAUCCUUGCCCAGUCCGGUAUCAGAGAGUCUGUUAUUAGAAGUGCGUGCUGAGGCACAGCGCAUGAAGUCCGAUCCCACCCAUUUCAUGAACCCGUUGUCAAGCACGUCUGCGCCUGUGGUCACCGCCAAGAGUGGGGUGAAGCCCAGCAGAUUCACCAUAUACGAUCCCAACAUGGGUGUGGGGGCUGUCGGCGUGAAUGCCACAGAUGUGGCGGCCGGUAGCGCCGGUAGCAGUAAGAAUAACAGUGUGUUGAAUCUGGUCGCGAGUGGUCCUAAUAGCGGCCUGGACAGUGCGGGUGCCAGUACCGUUGCACUGGCCAAUGUGGGUUCGAGUGGACAGGGUGUGACUGUAGCGCUCAUACCGUUGGCGACGGAUAAUGUCGGGGUGGCGGUGAAUCCGGGAAUACCCAUGUACGCGGCUCCGUCGGUGGCUCAUAUGCCGGAUAUGGAGUACUCACGGAGUAGAUUUAAAGUGAAAGAUACGCAUCCAAAUGGAGUCAUCGGAGGAGGGGGUGGCGGCGGUGUACUGGGGAGCACCCGGCCAGCGCGGAGUCAACCAAUAACCACCACCACCCUUACCACAACAACUACCGAUACCGAUUUGAAUGGUACAACGGUUGUGCGUCACCAGAGUAGCAAUAUAUUCAGUAGUGCUGGCGUGGGUAUGGGUGUUCAUGGGCAUGUGGCUGGGUCUGUAGUUUUACCUGUAGGAGAUACAUCAUCGCAUCUGUACACAACGGCCGACGGGGUGGUGAGGAGUGUGAAUGGCGAUAUCAAGCAUGCAGAGAACGCCAGUGGACUACAUGGUGUACCUCCCACGCCCUCCCGGUUUGUGGUGAACGGUGUGCCGGAUGCUUCUGGUAAUAAGGGACAUGCAGCAGCACAUACUGCAGCGCAGGCUCAGAUGACGGCGCCGAUUCAAACACAGGUACAAGGGGCCAUUCCAGUCGGACGCUUUAGAUCACUACAACACGGCGUUAUCGAUCUUUCACACGCCCCGCCGCGACAGCUCACUCCCACCCCACAUCAUAUGACUCAGCAUCGCAUGGAGCAGUUGCAGCACCAGCACCAACAGCAGCAGCACAGAGGGCAGCUAGGAUCGCCCAUCAUGUCGCUCGUGCACCCUCAUGGGGGUCAGAUACUCUACCAGACCGCCUCGAAUGUAACGCCUGUUAUGUAUAUGCCAUCCAGUCAGUCUAUGUAUUCAUCGGUCGGCAUGCCGUUGAUGGACGAUGGACACCCGCAGCCAAUGACGCAGCAGGAUGUGCUUGGGGGUAUACCGGCGGGGAGUGAGGCCCAUGGGGGUAAGGCUAUGCCCGUGGGUAUGGAAGACCAAGACAUGCACCAAGCAGGCCAUGGUAUGGAGAGUGAUGAUCUCAACUACGUGUAUGUGUCGGCGGACGAUGUGAGUGUGAACGGUGUGCCGGUGGAUCCCCAAGGGGUGCACCAGAAGUACAUGCCCAUGCCGGUGAAUUUCAGGAGGGUUGCCCAGACGGGUCUAGAUGCGCUGAAGAAGGUUAGGAAGAGUAAUGUGGAGCAGCAGAAGAUGCUCAAAAAACUCAUCGAAUUCCAUCGACCGGGCAUGGAUGUCAUCUCCAGCGGCACGUUCAUGGACAAGUUGGAUUUUAUGAAAGAACAGUUCGUGGCGCUGAACAAGGAAAACGAGUUACUACUCGAAAAUAAUCGCAAACUCAGACAGGAGUGCGAGAAGAGAGGGAUCAAGACUCCCGAUCCCUAUACAACAGCCGUCACACAGGACAACUUCUCCAUCCCACCUAUAGUACAAGCGCCGCAAAGUAAUGAGCAGUUCCAGCCUAUGAUGAUGGCCCCGGUGUAUGAUGAGGCACAGGGUAGCACCCAGCGGGUCAUGCCCAUGCCCAUGCAGAUGGAUAUGGGGCAUCCACAGCAUGUCGCGUAUGUACCGGACAUGUACGACGGCAUGCAGAUGCCUUAUGCACACGCGGGGAGCGAUAAUCAGGUGCCUAUGGGUGCCUAUCAGCCUGUCGGUGCAUAUCAUGACAUGAAUUACGGCUCCUAUAUGACUGCAGAAAAUGGUGACUUGAAUAACGGGCAAUCCCACGAUGGGUUUGCGCAGACUGCGGGGUAUGAAGAGUUCACGGACUGGAGGAGUGUGGACAAUAGCACGGAGUUUGACCAUCGAGCGAGCUUGCCGGAGAUUUCUGACCCGGCCGCUAAUAACUGGGUUAGUGAUUUCAGUUCUGCUACAGUAUCGGAUGGUGCAGUCUCGCACACCCAGGAUGCCUCUGUGGAUUGGGGCUCACAGCUUACGAAUACGUACAGCGGUAUGGAUAUGAAUGGGGGCUACCCCCACGCAGAGGUGGUCGGUGUACCCGUGGGUUAUGGUCUGGGUCUAAAUGCUGGCGUGCCUGUGCACGUUCCGAUAGAUAGUCAUGGUGUGUAUGGUGCGAAUGGGUUGUACACGACACAUCCGCCAGUGUUUCAGCAGGCGGCCAUAGUAGGGGCUCAGAACACGCCUGGCUGGAUGUACAAUAGCACAUCGACGCUGAAGCAGGAAAAUUCUGCGCCCACGCAGCCAGUCCCGCAGUCGGGGCAGACAACACCACAGACACAGACGCAGGCGCAGGAUCAUUUACCGACCUUUCAGCAGCCACAAAUGCGACGCGUAACUCCCACUCAGGAGCAGAUGGGUGCCUUCGCUCAGGCGCAAAUACCAACACCGGUUCACGCAGUAGUUCCCGGUGUUGCUGAUAUAGUAACAUCUGGUGUGCCGUUGAUGACACCCAUGGGCGCGUUUCCCACAGUGCCACUGCAACAGCCGCAGCAGCAGCAGCAAUUGAACUCCCAGCAUGUCUUGCAGGCACAGAAUAUGCAGAAUGCGCAGACCUUGCAACAGGCCCAGAAUGGACAGCAAUCGUGGAGUGACCAGCAUCCUCAGUCACCGCUCGUGCAGCAGCAACAGGCACAACUGCAGCAACAGCAAGUGCAACUACAGCAUAUGCAGUAUAUGCAACAGCAAGCGCAGUAUGUGCAACAGCAAGCAUAUCUACAGCAGCAGCAUCAAUCGGAACAAAAUCAGCAGUCACAACCACCGCCACGCCCACGGCCGCCACAGCAGGGCUCCAUGCCCAACCCCACACCGCACGCACAAUUACAGCAGCAACAAAAUCAGCAGAGAGAGAUGCAGAAGAAACACGUGCAGCAACUAAGGCAACAGCAGCAGCAGCAGGGCCAACCUGUGGCUGAGAGUGCCAGUAAAGGACCGAGCACGGCUGUUAAAGGUAGUGCAAGUCCUACAGCCAAGAGUGGUGCGAGUUCAAGUGUCAGAGGGAAUGCGGGAUCCGGUACUGGUACUGGUGGCGGCGCCAAAGCUCCAGUAGGCGGACACAGCGCUCAGCAGGUGUUGCAGAAGAAGCAGCAGCAACAAAAGCAAAUUAGAGAGCAACAAGCGCAGAAACAUGCACAAGCACAAGCAACCCCGCAGCAACUAAUUGCGGUACAAACCUCCAGUAUGCCGGCUUCGAAUAAUACUAACCGGGGCCAAGGUUCAUCUAUUGCCGAGCAUAGCAGAGUGUCAGCAUCUAAUUCAAUGCCUAUGAAUCAGCAACAAAAGCAGCAAGAAGCGAAACGUAAGUCAGGACAAGUUCCGACCAAAACUCAAGCCCAGAUGUCAAACAAGACGGGUGGAGCACAGCAAACGAGCCACCAACAGCAACGAGUGAAUAGCAGUGGCGGUGGUGCAACGAAUGCUCGUGCAUCCUUGCCUUCGUUGCAAAAUACGCCUGAGCCGCUGCCGAAUGUCAAUAUGCACCAAUCUACUGGCCACAACAAUAAUCAUAACCAGAACAUUGCGCAGCACAACAACAGCAAUCCUACCAGCAAUACACCACAUAAUGGCCCUACCACUCUUGCAACUCUUCCAUCAGCCGCAUCCAGAGGGACAGCCAGCCAAACUGGAGAACUUCAGCCUAUCUCACAACCGCAGUCGCUGCUACAGCAGCAGCAAGCGAUGUUGCAACAGCAGCACAUGCAACAGCAACAAAUGCUUCAAAACCGCCAACAGCAGCAACACAUGCAACUUCUGCAACAACAACACAUGGUGCAGCAGCAACACAUGCAACAGCAAAUGCAACAACACCAACAGAAUAUGUAUAACGCUCAGCUCACUCAGACCACAGCUGGUCAGCCCAGCGACCAGUCAGCGAAUCUAAACUUGGCAUCGCACCACAAUGCCAGCGUAUUGUCUGGUUCGAUGCAGCGUCCACAACCGCAACAACUGCAUACUGGACAACCACAAGGACAGCCGGCCAAAUUCAAUCAACCAGCCUUGAAUCGACAUCCUGGACAAGGUAGCGUAGCUGCAUCGCGACCUCGAACUCCGCCGAUACAAAAGUCCUCAACCACUGGCGUAUCUGCAACGGAUACAAAAUAAAGUGUUGAUGUGAAGAAGGAGUCUGUCGUUUUGGCUACAUCAUGAGUGGACAAUAGGUGGUCAGUGUGCUGAAUAUGAGUGGUAUUCAAACGCAGAUAUCGAGUGGCUCCCCCGGCGCUGUCCGUUAAACACAAUAGAGUGCACUGCAGAAGUCGGCUUCGCACACAUGAGCGAAUAGCUUCUAAGGCACGACACACGGAGAAUGUCUAUAGUAUAGCUCUCUCAAACAACGGAAUCGGAUUAAAUUGCACGCCAUUAAAUGCAUGAC